Colletotrichum destructivum is the source of this 2751-nucleotide messenger RNA. RefSeq lists its product as uncharacterized. The transcript has a single exon. NCBI's taxonomy places the organism in Eukaryota, Fungi, Ascomycota, Sordariomycetes, Glomerellales, Glomerellaceae. The record is from RefSeq and is a predicted model, not a curated record. Bases 797 to 2281 code for a protein of 494 amino acids.
UAAAGUCGCUCGGUCUGCCGUUUGCCCACGCGAUGCUGGACCUCUAGUCCCAGCGCGCCCUCCUCCACCUCGACAGGGAAUGCCAUCAAACCCCCAACCCAGGCACACUACACACACAAAAACACGCCCACGACCGCCUGCCAUACUUUAUCCGUUUGCUUCCCAGGUUUCGUCCUUCGUCCCCUCCUCCGCUUACACCUACUCCUGUCCCCUCAAACCCCUCCCUUCCGUUCGUUCCUCACCAACUACUAUUCUCUCGUUAAACCUCAACCUUGGGACCGUCGUCGCUCUCUGCAAACCUCGCUUGCCCAAGAACCCGAUACCGCUCGCUAUCCAUCACCCGACAUCUCAUUCGUCCCGCCAACGACUAUCCUAGGUCUUGCUGCCCGUCGAGAGAGAGAGAGUUUCUACACGGAGCUCUCAUUACAGAUCGAACGCUCAUGUACACGGCUGGCCAACCGCGUCUCAAACACAACCGCCUCUCCCACAAACGCAUUGCUGGGACCGCCUCGUCGACCCGCCACUUGCACCCGCCGUCGUGUCGUGACCGCCUCGCCUGCCUGGGCCCCAGUCCUCAUCGAUUAAAGUAGUCGACCGCAUCUCUCGACGGCCGCGGUUCGGACGAGCCUCUCAACGUUUGGACACAGGUAUCCAUCGUCUUGUGAAGCAAUCGGAUCCCCCCCCCCCCGAUCCAUCGGUCUCUGGUAGGCCAAUCAGUGCUCCUUGCCUUUCUACUCAAACAGCUCUGCGUCCAAACUCGAUCUCCGUCCCUUUCUAGACCGUCAGCCACUUCACCAUGGGUCUGCCUCGAGCGAUUCCCGUCGCCGCCGGCGCGCUGGCGCUGAUCGCCACCAUCACCAUCGUCGUCAUCCACGUCGUGCUCGCCGCCCACAUUGCCCAGGUCUCGCCUGUACGGACGUCGUCGGUUCUGUCCUCCAUCUUGGAGAGCAUUCUCUUGGCCAUCAUGGGAUGGAUGCUAUCCGCGAAUGUGGUCCCCCGGUUCCGGAAUUCGUCCAAGCGCUUCAUCAGCGUCAUGUUCGGCGCCAGCGUGCUCACGUGCACCAUGGCCACCGCGGCGUCGGUGGCGACCAUGAUCUGUCUCAGCAACGCCACGAGGGACUUGGCCGACUCGGUCCUCGGCGCGAAGCAGAUGAGCUUCCUCAUCGCCUCGUCCAUUGCCCUCGGCCUCUGCUUCGCGUGCCAGCUUAUCUUCAUCGUCAUCCACUUCGUCCUGGCGCGUCUCGUCGCCCGCCACGAGGCGGGCUCCCUCCACAUGGACGAGGAGUCCCGCAGGUCUCCCAACGUCCACAUCAAGUCGGUUCCCUACCACCGCACGUCCCCGACGUUCGACAGCAGGAGCCGCUCCACCUCGAUGGGCUCGCAGAGCCCGCCCCAGUCGAGCAGCGGCCGCUCCGCCACCGACACGCUGAGCUCCAUCCGCUCCUCGCUGUCCAACGUCGUCCGGCCCAUCUCGUCGAGGACACGCCUGCUCCCGCUGAGGGAGAAGAUGCGGGCGUCGUCCAUCGACUCGAACCACUACCGCUCGCGGUCCAGCAGCGUCAACGAGGACUCUUCGUUCGACUCCUGGGACACGUCGUCGGUCGACAUGCAAAGCCGCAUGACCGUCCUCGGCACGUCGUCCCCCGUGCCCGGCAGGUUCCUCGAGACGAUCCCGGCCAGCCCCACCACCAGCCGCAGUCCCAGCCCCGGGACGCCGCUGGACGUCGACGGCGAGGCGCCGCGCACCCGUCGCCGCAGCCGCAGCUACAGCUACAGCCCCAUGGGCACUCUGCAAAACCCCGAGCCCACUUUCACGCUGCAGACUUCUGCCAGCGAGUGCUCGCUGCGACGCCCGGAGCCCGCCUUUACCAUGCAGGGCUCCGCGAGCGAGUCGCACAUCCACCCCCUGUUCCGGUCCGACUCCCCGGACCCGCCGCCCAUGGUGACGCCCGGCACGGUCGUCACGGCGGCCCCCGAUGCCGGCCGCGUCAUCUCGGACCGGCAGAGCGUCCGCCGCAUGAGGAGCGGCAGCCUGCCCUCGGGCCCUAGCCCUCUCAGCCGCACCGGCAGCUACGACAACCUCUUCGCCAACAGCCAGCCUUCCAUCAAGGAGAAGGACGACCUCCCAUCGCCACAGGAGGAAGACGAGGCCCCCGGCGAAAGACGGAUGACACCCCCCAUUCCCGAGUGGAUCCUGUCUGCGGGGACCCGGACGAGCCUGACGGGGUAUCAAAGCAGGAAGCUUCGCGUCGAUGGGGACGUUGGUCAGGAGCAAUCAUGAUGAUGACGGGCCAACGGCGGCAUAUGCCUUGUGCCUCGGUGACCAAAAAAAAAACAACAACAGGAAACGGGAGACCCUCCGACCCGGCGUGGUCAUCAUGAAUGUCUAAUUGCUAUUUUGUCCUCGGCGACAACGAGGGAGUAUGAACUCGGGCGGUGAUACCAUAUUUGAGGGAUUUAUUUUUCUUUGUCCAGCGUGGCGUUGUCCUUGAAGACAGAGAGAAGAGGGAAAAAAUCCAUAGUCUGGCGGCCGAGAGAAGCCGUCGGAGAGCUAGAACAGCUUCAGCAGCUACAGCAAUCUAACGAGUCACACGACCCCGUUGUUUAUUGAGUGAUGUGACGAUGUGGGUGUGUUUGGCGCUUGGAAGAAGCACUCGCUGGUCCGAAUGCUCGGUCGGUCGAUGCCGUAUCCGUACUCUGAAGGGAUGGCCGCCGUCGCCCGCUGGAUGCGCCAACGCCUUUCCGGAUUAU